Molecule: messenger RNA, 1104 nt
Organism: Trematosphaeria pertusa
Lineage: Eukaryota; Fungi; Ascomycota; Dothideomycetes; Pleosporales; Trematosphaeriaceae
Exons: 1
Coding region: 1-1104 (367 amino acids)
Source: RefSeq, a predicted model, not a curated record
AUGCUGCAUAACGAUAACGACGCCUCCAAUGCCGACCUGUCCAACUAUACACAAUCCAUCUUCCUGCCCUUCGUCUACCCGUACAAAACCGAGGAGGUACCCUUAGUCAAGACUACCGUCAACGGCGUCCCAAUCAAGAUGCCAGUCGAUACGGGCUCGACAGGCCUCUUAGUCGGCGCACCAAUCCUCCCAGAUGUGGACCUUUCCAAAGGAACCCCAGCCCACCAAUACCUCUCUAGCAGCAACAUAUUCUACAAGGGCCGGCUCGUAGAUCUCUCCGUCACCUUUCACGGUGUGAACGGCUCGCAUGCGUCCGCAACGAUUCCGGUGCUAGUGGUGGAGGAAAGUUUCAUCUGUCCGUGGUACGAUCCGAACAAGCACGGCCCAGAAUGUCCCCUGGGCCCCGGUGGAGAAGCACCCAGGCGCAGAAAUACCUCUCAAAUAACGUACAUGGGCGUUGGGUUCGGAAGGAACAGGGCGGGUGAUAACCAGCCGAGAGGCCUGCCGAAGGGAAACGCGUUCCUGAAUAUCGAAUCGAUCAAUGGCGAAGCCGUGCCGCCUGGCUCGCUGCGGGCAGGAUACGUGCUAUCGGCCACAGGUGUUCACGUUGGACUGACCAGAGAGAACGUGCGAGGCGUUGACUUUAUCGAUCUCGAGCCUGGUGUUACGCACAAGCAGGACCCCCGAGAUUGGGCUAUGCCGCGGACGUGUUUCGCCAUUGACGGAAGGGAGCAACACGGGUACGCGCUGGUGGAUAGUGGCAUUCCGCACAUGUACAUCAGGACGGAGGAAGGUGUUUCCGUCCCAAACAUUACCAUCCGCAACCCAAACCAGAAUCGGGGUGCAGAGUUCGUGAAGCGUGUGCGGGCGGGGACCGAGAUCGCGAUCGGUUUCCCGUCUCUUGACGACAGCAAGGCGGUCGGGUAUACUUUCGUCGUGGGGAGGAAUUCAUCCAUGGCGCCCAGUCAUGUCAUCCCAGAGCGGCAAGCGCCGCCACCCUUUGUAAAUACCGGCCGCAACUUCCUCUUCGGGUACUCCAUAGCUUUCGACGCCGUGGGCGGCCGCUUUGGGUUUCGCCCCGUCAAUCCAUCCUCUUCCCUUUGA